UAUUCGUCAGUAUUCGGUCGCUUUUCGUCGUCGUGCGUUAACAUGUGUGAACACGCGCGUGUAAUCUGUCAGCACGUGUAAGGCCAACGUAGCAGAGGAUUCACGGAAAUUUGUAAUGGAAGAACGUGAAAGAUUCUAAGCGAAAAGUGUCUUUGAAAUACAAAUUGAAAGAGGUUUGGUAAACUCUACUGCUCCAAGAUGAGUACGAUACUGGAAAAGAUCGCCUCGAUCGAGGCCGAGAUGGCCCGAACUCAAAAAAACAAAGCCACGUCUGGUCAUUUAGGUUUGCUGAAGGCAAAACUUGCCAAGCUGAGAAGAGAACUAAUAACACCGAAAGGGGGGGGAGGUGGCGGUGAACAGGGAUUCGAAGUCGCAAAAACUGGUGAUGCUAGAAUAGGUUUCGUUGGCUUUCCAUCUGUGGGCAAAUCUACCUUACUGAGCACGCUUGCUGGUGUAUAUUCGGAAGUUGCCGCUUAUGAAUUCACAACCCUUACAACUGUGCCAGGUUGUAUAAAGUACAAGGGUGCAAAGAUACAGUUACUGGAUCUUCCUGGUAUUAUUGAGGGUGCCAAAGAUGGCAAGGGCCGUGGAAGACAAGUCAUAGCAGUCGCUAGAACCUGUAGUUUAAUAUUUAUUGUCCUGGAUGUUCUGAAACCUCUGGGACACAAGAGGCUGAUUGAACACGAAUUAGAAGGCUUUGGAUUAAGAUUGAAUAAGCAGCCACCGAAUAUUAACUUCAGGAAAAAGGACAAAGGUGGCAUCAACUUUCAGACUACGUGUGCGCAAUCGGAACUGGACUUGGAUAUGGUGAAAACUAUUCUGUCAGAGUACAGAAUCCACAAUGCAGACAUUACAUUGCGGUACGAUGCCACGUCCGACGAUCUGAUCGAUGUGAUAGAAGGAAACCGUGUUUACGUGCCGUGCAUUUAUUUGCUCAACAAGAUAGAUCAAAUCAGUAUCGAAGAGUUAGAUGUCAUUUACAAAAUACCUCACUGCGUACCCAUCUCUGCUCACCACAAGUGGAACUUCGAUGAUCUGCUCGAGAAAAUGUGGGAUUACCUGCAGUUAGUUAGAAUCUAUACCAAACCCAAGGGUCAACUUCCGGAUUAUAAUUCCCCUGUGGUUCUGAAUAGAGAGAAGAGAACCGUCGAAGACUUCUGCAACAAACUUCACAGAUCUAUUGCAAAGGAAUUCAAAUAUGCCCUUGUAUGGGGAUCGUCGGUCAAACAUCAGCCUCAGAAAGUGGGAAAGGAUCACGUAUUAAGCGACGAGGACGUCGUUCAAAUUGUCAAGAAAGUCUAAUUCCACCUGAAAUCCCUCUGAUUGAACUUUUACAGUGAUUUUAUCUUAUGUAACUGAGCUUAUCAGAGCUUGUAAAACGGUUUCUUCUUUGCUUUUUAUUCUAAUACGAAAAAUAAGGCGCGUCGAUAUAUGUGUAAUUAAUGUAUAAAUUUUUUCACUACAUCUAUAUAUAUGUUACGAGAGAUUGAGAACUUACGUACGCGUUUUCUGAAUACUGUAUCAUAUUUAAAUGAUCCGCGCACAAAAAGAACAGUAAAAUACACAACU
This is a messenger RNA of Dufourea novaeangliae, 1569 nucleotides long. It is a transcript of the gene 128up, whose product is annotated as GTP-binding protein 128up. Gene Ontology annotation, biological process: cytoplasmic translation. Gene Ontology annotation, molecular function: GTPase activity; GTP binding. NCBI's taxonomy places the organism in Eukaryota, Metazoa, Arthropoda, Insecta, Hymenoptera, Halictidae. Bases 199 to 1302 code for a protein of 367 amino acids. The transcript is spliced from 8 exons. Gene Ontology annotation, cellular component: cytoplasm. The record is from RefSeq and is a predicted model, not a curated record.